AUGUUGUAUAUCAUUCGGUUCCACGUCAAGUGCCAAGUGAGGCUCCUCAAAAUCAAGACCGACGAUCGUAUGACCUGGGAAGCAUUGUGGCAACUCGGCAUCAAAUCGACUUUGAAACUCAGCACAAUCAUCGGCGUCGAAUUAUCUUCCGACAAAGCCCAUGGAACGAGUGCGAAACCUUGUACUCUUUACGAAUCAUCAGAUGCAGAAGCGGCGAGAAGUCUCUCGUCAAAGAAACAGAUAGUCCCCGAUGUACAGGCGGUCCCCGACGAUAUGCUUCGAGACUCGUUCAUAAUGAUCGACGUCUACGAGACCGGAAAUGGCACUUUCCAUGACUUUAGCAGCAUCAAGCUCGUUAAAUUGUCAGGCGAAGAGGAAUGGGACGAUGUGCGAAGUGAGCACACUGGCGAGAAUGGGUGCGAAGAGCAACUUGGAGAAAAUUACUGUGCUACUUGCGGACGGCAAUGGCAACAGCAGCAUUCUGGUUGA
Microdochium trichocladiopsis is the source of this 489-nucleotide messenger RNA. RefSeq lists its product as uncharacterized. The coding region runs from base 1 to 489 and encodes 162 amino acids. The transcript has a single exon. The record is from RefSeq and is a predicted model, not a curated record. Lineage: Eukaryota; Fungi; Ascomycota; Sordariomycetes; Xylariales; Microdochiaceae.